Molecule: messenger RNA, 708 nt
Organism: Cylicostephanus goldi
Lineage: Eukaryota; Metazoa; Nematoda; Chromadorea; Rhabditida; Strongylidae
Source: the annotation of a GenBank genome assembly
AUGUUUGUCGAGGUCGUGCUAGAGCGAAACGAGCCUCCCCCACCUCCCAUAGUGAUAUGUCCAACGGAAGUAGACAGUAUCAACGUCACUCUGGAGAAAAAUCAGCAAUGCGCGUGUAAAGACUGUGGAAAGCUUUUCAACUCGGUUUGGUAUCUAAAGCAGCACGCAGUGAAGCACUCGAAUGACCGUCCCUUUAAGUGCAAAUUUUGCUUCAAGACAUACAAGUUUCGUUCAAACCUCUACCAGCACAAGUGUCCCGAUCGCCAGAAGCAGAUGAGUCAGGGAGGGCGGCGCCGGGGUGGGCUCGCUGUGUCCCCUUCAGCCCGUCGCUUGGAGACAAGCCAGUUGCUGAAGUCGCGAAUUGAAACCGGCACAAAUCCAGAGGACAACGCAGCAUAUCAGUCAUCCAUUUCUGACAAUGAGGAUAACGAUCUUCCUAUUACAUACGGCUUGGUGAUACAUAAAUUGGAGGAGAUAUCUCAGAACGUCUGUUUCUUCUUGAAAUUCUACGAUAGCUCAGAAAGAUCUAGUGCUACCGAAGGUUUCCAGAACUUCACCUCAAACGAACAAAAUGCACCACCACCAUCUGAGAAUGUGCCAGUUGAGCCGGCUGCAAAGCAACGACCACCGGACUGCGUUCGUGCUCAUCCUCUUCCGCAGGAGGAGAUUGACGCCUAUAUCGCAAGAAACAAAUCAAAGGUGCAUUAG